AUGGCGUGGGAGGACGGAUUGAGCCUCCAUAAGGGCUUGCCCGUACCUUCCAUCUUGUACGGGCAUGGCAUGACCACCUGCCCAAGGCCAACUUGUGGCGGGGAGGAGACAUUGCGCCAUGUUUUUUGGGGCUGUGCUAUCGCCGGGGUGGUAUGGGCUAGGGCACAGGUGUUGAUAGGCAGGGUGAGGGGGGAUUUUGUUGUGACUUGGGCUAGGGUAGAGAGAGGUGUAGGGAAAGCAAGGGGGAUGGUUAGGGACAGGUUUAUGCUCUGGCUUCUCAUAACCCUCUUUAAAUGGGGGUUGUGGGAAGCUAGGCAGAAAAUGGAAAGGACAGGGAGAGAAGGGGGUGUGGAGGGGAUAGUGAGGAGAGGGUGGAGCAGAAUUUGAGGGGGAGAAUGAAGAGAGAGGAGAGGAAGUGGGGGCAGCAUGCUGCUCGGGAGAGGUGGAAGGGGGGUUUAGGGUUAGGGUUAGUGUAGAGGGGUAGGGAUUUAGGAUUUGUGUGUGUUUUUUAGCUGUGUAUAAAUGGGGAGGGAAGGUGCUCCCCUGGGGUGUAAUUUCUGUUAUUGUUCGGUUUUGUGGGUGUUUGAUAUAUAUUGUGGUGGGUAGUUUUUUAUUGUUAUUUUUAGUGAUGUUGGGGUUGGGAAUUAAUGGUGUGUGUAAUGUGUACGAUUAUGUAUGGUGUGGAUUUUUGAAUAAAAACUUUUAAUCACUAAUCAGUGUCUGAUCAGUGUCUGAUCACAGGUACAUGAGAAGUGUUCUCCCUGUUUAGUUAUUAUUUCAGUCACAGUUAUUAUUUCGUAUUUUGGCUGGCAGCCUGCUUUUUGGAGUCUUAUUUACUCUGCCUUUCUUUUUUGUGUAAAGUCCGUUAUUUUGUAUCCUGGCUUCGGGAUCAUCAGUAAAGAUCAGUAAAGAUCCUUGUUUCGCCAUCUCUACCUACUGCCUACUGUCUAUCCUGCACCGCACCUGGGUCACACCUCACACCAACCCUUACAGAAAACUGAGCCAAUAUGGACCCAGCGGAGGCAGCACAGUAUCAACACAGGGAGCCGUGCUGAUCCAGCAUGACCAGUGCCUGAAGCAGAUCACAGAGAAUCUCCGCCAGCUGACAAUCGGCGUGCAGAGCCGGGUGGACACCCGACCAGCCCCAGCAGCCGGCGGAGCGGAAGCUGCGGCAGCUGCGUUUCCUGUCUCGCCUGCGACAUCGCGGGAACCCCGCCUACCACCUCCGGAGAGGUACGACGGACGUCCAGAGGGCUACAGGGAAUUUCACACUCAGUGUUCCCUGAUAUUCAGCCUACAACCCUCCUCCUUCCCGAUGGAGCAGGGCCGGGUGGCCUACAUUAUCACUCUGUUGAUGGGUCGGGCUCUUUCCUGGGCUACCGCGAGGGCCAAACUCCGGCGUGCUCCGAUUCCUACCUAUUCAACCAGGAGCUACGCAAGGUGUUUGACACCUCUCGGGUGGUGUCGGGGCACGAGGCCGGGAGGCGGCUCACGGCCUGACGGCAGGGUGACCGUUCGGUGGCGGAAUACCCCAUGGAGUUCCGGACCCGGGCUCGAGAGGAAGGAUGGGAGGAGGCCACACUGGUCGUCCUUUAUGCUCAGGGGCUAUCGGAGGGGAUGAAGGACAAACUCUCCUUCAGGGAGCAGCCUGAGCGACUGGACGGCCUCGUCGACCUCUCGGUGUGGGUAGACAAACGGCGUUGUGAGAGGGCGCACGAGAGAGGCAUGACGCAAGGCGUGCAUCCGCGUCCCCCUAUCGGCCUGGAGAAGCCGGGUAAACGGGAGGGCUCGCUAGUAUCGGGAGGGGUGCUAGCGAGCCGGAACCGAAACCCCAACUCCAGAGACUCCCGGACUUUUCUCCCCGUCAGGGUUCAGUGGGCCCGCGCUGCGCGUUGGGCGCAUGCAUGGGUGGAAUCUGGGGCCGCGGGAAACCGGAUGGACGCGGCGCUGGCCCAAGGGUGGAGCGUUCUGUUACUCUCUCUCUCCGAGCCGGUUCCGGUCAUGGACCUGGACGGUCGGCUGUUUGGGUCGGGCUUCAUCACCCGACGCCAGGUCCCCGUGUGUGUCCGGGUGGCGGGGGGGCACUGGGAGGGUAUCCAGUUUUUCAUUGUGGACUCUCCGGAGUGUCCCGUCAUCCUCGGGCACCCCUGGCUGGUCGCCCACAAACCCCGGAUAGACCGGUCCACAGGGCGGCUCAUCCUGGAGGGAGGCUCCGCUCCCGUUCCGGUCUCCACCAACCACUCACCAGCCCAGACCACCUACCAGUCCUCACCUCUUCCCAAGGUCCCGCACUCCGAACCACCUACCGCCCUAGCAGCGGUUGCCACCCGGAGGACUGCGGCUACAGACUCCGUCACCGGCCCAUACCUUGCAGGUGUUCCCCGGGAGUAUUGGGAUCUGGGGGAGGUGUUUAGUAAGAGGCGUGCCAAGGGCCUUCCUCCUCACAGGCCAUAUGACUGCGCGAUCGAUCUCCUGCCGGGCGCCAUGUCCACAUUAGGGCUAUUGUUUUCCUUGUCCCAGCCGGAGACGCUGGCCAUGAGGGAGUAUAUCGACGAGGCACUCAUUGAGGGUCACAUCCAUCCCUCUACCUCACCUGCGGGCGCAGGCUUCUUCUUCGUGGGGAAAAAGGACGGUGGGCAGUGGCCGUGCAUUGAUAACCGGGCGCUCAAUGACAUCACGGUUAAGAACCGGCAUUCGAGUCAUUGCAGGGAGCCCAGGUCUUUAGCAAGCUGGACUUACAUAAUGAGUACAACCUGGUGAGGAUUCGUGAGGGGGACAAGUGGAAGACUGCGUUUAACACAUUACGAGUACCAAGUCAUGCCGUUUGGUCUAGCCAACACGCCUGCGGUGUUCCAGGCAUUGGUCAAUGACGUGAUCCGUGUCCUCCUCGACUACAGCGUCUUCAUGUAUUUGGAUGACAUCCUCAUAUUUUUGAAGGACAUGAGUGAACACCAGCAGCAGUAGGUCAGCGCGGUACUGGAUUGGCCCCAGCCCUCAUCCCUCAAGCAACUACAACAUUUUUAGGGUUUGCAAAUUUUUAUAGCCGAUUUAUUCGCAAUUUUUGCUCCCUAGCAGCUCCCCUGACAGCCCUCACCCAGACGAGCAUAUGCUCCUUCGCCUGGACCCCGGAAGCGGGGAACGCAUUUGAUGCGCUGAAGCGGCGCUUUACAUUGCCCCGGUCCUCGGGCAUCCUGAUCCGUCCCUGCCGUUCAUUGUGGAGGUGGAUGCUUCAGACGUUGCAGUGGGAGCAAUCCUGUCCCAGCGGUUCCUCACGGAUGGUAAGACUCACCCCUGCGUGUUUUUCUCCCGUCGGCUGUCCCCGGCGGAGCGGAAUUACGACGUGGGGAACCGUGAGCUGCUAGCAAUCAAUCUCGCCCUGGGGGAGUGGAGACAUUGGCUAGAGGGGGCUGCCCAUCCAUUCAUCGUAUGGACUGACCACAAGAACAGCCUACAUUCAGGGGGCCAAGAGGCUCAACUCGCGCCAGGCCAGGUGGGAGUUGUUCUUUACCAGGUUCCGGUUCACCAUCUCAUACUGUCCGGGAUCAAAGAACACCAAGCCUGACGCGCUCUCCCGGCAGUUCGACCCUGUGGACCUGGUGGGUAGGGACGACCCCAUUGUCCCCAAUGCCCUUAUUACUGCCCCAGUUUCGUGGGGAAUUGAUAGGCUUGGUCAGAGCAGCGCUACGGCGGGAGCCCGAUCCAGGCGGAGGUCCAUCGGGGAGGAUGUACGUACCCAAGGCGGCGCACUUGCGACUGCUUUAGUGGGCUCACGCGUCCUCACCAGCCAUCCGGGGGUCGCCAGGACGUUGGAGUUCCAGCAUAGGAGGUUCUGGUGGCCGUCUGCUGAUGUGGAUACAUGCGCCUUCGUGGCUGCUUGCCUGGUGUGCGCGCGCAUGAAGAGCUCCCGUCAGCCCGCAGCAGGGCUUCUCCGACCCCUGCCUAUCUCCAAGGCUGCCCACUUCAUUCCCCUUCCCAAACUCCCGUCGAGCCCGGGAGACGGCUAAGUUGGUGGUGACUAGGUGAAAAAUCUGUCGAUGUGCCCUUGAGCAAGGCACUUAACCCUAAUUGCUCCUGUAAGUCGCUCUGGAUAAGAGCGUCUGCUAAAUGACUAAAAUGUAAAUGUAAAAAUGUGGUGCAGCACGUUUUCUGGGUCCAUGUCCUUCCCCAAGAUGUGGUGUCUGAUUGGGGCCCUCAGUUCUCCUCCAGAUUCUGGGAUGCGUUCGCCACCUGCCUCGGCGCCUCCGUCAGCUUGUCUUCCGGUUCCAUGCUUUCAUUUUUGCUUAUAAUCAGGAAUCAGGAUGAUUGAGUUAUGGUCAGAUUUGCCAAAUGGAGGGCGAGGGAGAGCUUUGUACACGUCUCUGUGUGUGGAGUAAAGGUGGUCUAGAGUUGUUUUCCUUCUGGUUGCACAUUUAACAUGCUGGUAGAAGUUAGGUAGAACAGAUUUAAGUUUGCCUGCAUUAAAGUCCCCGGCCACUAGGAGCGCUGCCUCUGGAUGAGCGUUUUCCUGUUUACUUAUGGCCUUAUACAGCUCAUUGAGUGCAAUCUUAGUGCCAGCAUCGGUUUGUGGUGGUAAAUAGACAGCUACUAAAAAUAUAGAUGAAAACUCUCUUGGUAAAUAGUGUGGUCUACAGCUUAUCAUGAGAUACUCUACCUCAGGCGAGCAAAACCUCGAGACUUCCUUAGUUUUAGAUUUUAUGCACCAGCUGUUGUUUACAAAUACACAGACCGCCACCCCUUGUCUUAGCGGAGUCAGCCGUUAUAUCCUGCCGAUGUAGCGUAUAUCCCACCAGCUGUAUGUUUUCCAUGUCGUCGUUCAGCCACGACUCGGUGAAACAUAAGAUAUUACCGUUUUUAAUGUCCCGUUGGUAGGAUAACCUUGAUCUUAGGUCAUCCAAUUUAUUUUUUAAUGAUUGAACAUUGGCUAAUAGGAUUGAUGGAAGAGGCAGUUUACUCGCUCGCCGUCGGAUCCUUACAAGGCACCCCGACCUACGUCCACGAUAUCUCUGUCUCUUUCUCAUGCGAAUGACAGGGAUUUGGGCCUUGUCGGGUGUCUGUAGAAUAUCCUUUGCGUCCGACUCGUUGAAGAAAAGAUCUUUGUCCAAUACGAGGUGAGUAAUCGCUGUCCUGAUAUCCAGAAGCUCUUAUUGGCCAUAAGAGACGGUGGCAGAAACAUUAUGUACAGAAUAAAUUACAAAUAACACGAAAAAAUACACAUAAUAGUACAAUUGGUUAGAGGGCUGUAAAACGGCAGCCAUCUUCUCCGGAGCAAUACUUAAAACUCAGAGCAUGCGCUGACCAACUGGCAAGUGUCUUCACUGACAUUUUCAACCUCUCCCUGUCGGAGUCUGUAAUACCAACAUGUUUCCAGCAGACCACCAUAGUCCCUGUGCCCAAGAACACUAAGGUAACCUGCCUAAAUGACUACCGACCCGUAGCACUCACGUCUGUAGCCAUGAAGUGCUUUGAAAGGCUGGUCAUGGCUCACAUCAACACCAUUAUCCCAGAAACCCUAGACCCACUCCAAUUUGCAUACCGCCCCAACAGAUCCACAGAUGAUGCAAUCUCUAUUGCGCUCCACACUACCCUUUCACCCCUGGACAAAAGGAACACCUAUGUGAGAAUGCUAUUCAUUGACUACAGCUCAGCGUUCAACACCAUAGUGCCCUCAAAGCUCAUCACUAAGCUAAGGACCCUGGGACUAAACACCUCCCUCUGCAACUGGAUCCUGGACUUCCUGACAGGCCACCCCCAGGUGGUAAGGGUAGGUAACAACACAUCCGCCACACUGAUCCUCAACAUGGGGGCCCCUCAGGGGUGCGUGCUCAGUCCCCUCCUGUACUGCCUGUUCACUCAUGACUGCAUAGCCAGGCAUGACUCCAACACCAUCAUUAAGUUUGCAGAUGCCACAACAGUUGUCGGCCUGAUCACCGACAACGACGAGACAGCCUAUAGGGAGGAGGUCAGAGACCUGGCCAUGUGGUGCCAGGACAACAACCUCUCCCUCAACGUGAUCAAGACAAAGGACAUGAUUGUGGACUACAGGAAAAAGAAGAGGACCGAGCACGCUCCCAUUCUCAUCGACGGGGCUGUCGUGGAGCAGGUUGAGAGCUUCAAGUUCCUUGGUGUCCACAUCACCAACAAACGAACAUGGUCCAAGCACACCAAGACAGUCGUGAAGAGGGCACGACAAAACCUAUUCCCCCUAAGGAGACUGAAAAGAUUUUGCAUGGGUCCUCAGAUCCUCAAAAGUUUCUACAGCUGCACCAUCGAGAGCAUCCUGACUGGUUACAUCACUGCCUGGUAUGGCAACUGCUUCGUCAACCACUUUGAAAAGAAGGUUGACGACAUCCGAUCCUCGUUUGUUAAGUCUAAUAACACUGCUGGUCCUGCUCACACUGCCCUACCCUAUGCUUUGACUUCUUUCUCCCCUCUCUCUCCAGAUAAAAUCCUGCGACUUGUGACUGCAGGCCGCCCAACAACCUGCCCGCUUGACCCCAUCCCCUCCUCCCUUCUCCAGACCAUCUCCGGUGACCUUCUCCCCUACCUCACCUCGCUGAUCAACUCAUCCUUGACCGCUGGCCAUGUCCCUUCCGUCUUCAAGAGAGCGAGAGUUGCUCCCCUCCUCAAAAAACCAACACUCGACCCCACUGAUGUCAACAACUACAGACCAGUAUCCCUUCUUUCUUUUCUUUCCAAAACUAUUGAGCGUGCCGUCUUUAGCCAACUCUCUUGCUAUCUCUCUCAGAAUGACCUUCUUGAUCCAAACCAAUCAGGUUUCAGGACUGGUCAUUCAACUGAGACUGCUCUUCUCUGUGUCACGGAGACUCUCCGCACUGCUAAAGCUAACUCUCUCUCCUCUGCUCUUGUCCUUCUAGACCUGUCUGCUGCCUUUGAUACUGUGAACCAUCAGAUCCUCCUCUCCACCCUCUCCGAGAUGGGCAUCUCCGGCGCGGCUCACUCCUGGAUUGCGUCCUACCUGACCGGUCGCUCCUACCAAGUGGCGUGGCGGGAAGCUGUCUCCGCACCACGUGCUCUCACCACUGGUGUCCCCCAGGGAUCGGUUCUGGGCCCUCUCCUUUUCUCCCUAUACACCAAGUCACUUGGCUCUGUCAUAUCCUCACAUGGUCUCUCGUAUCAUUGCUACGCUGACGAUACACAACUAAUCUUCUCCUUUCCCCCUUCUGAUAACCAGGUGGCGAAUCGCAUCUCUGCAUGUCUGGCAGACAUAUCAGUAUGGAUGACGGAUCACCACCUCAAGCUGAACCCUGGCAAGACGGAGCUGCUCUUCCUCCCGGGGAAGGACUGCCCGUUCCAUGAUCUCGCCAUCACGGUUGACAACUCCGCUGUGUCCUCCUCCCAGAGUGCGAAGAGCCUAGGCGUGACCCUGGACAACACCCUGUCGUUCUCCGCCAACAUCAAGGCGGUGACCCGCUCCUGCAGGUUCAUGCUCUACAACAUUCGGAGAGUGCGACCCUGCCUUACACAGGAAGCGGCGCAGGUCCUGGUCCAGGCACUUGUCAUCUCCCGUCUGGACUACUGCAACUCGCUGUUGGCUGGGCUCCCUGCCUGUGCCAUUAAACCCCUACAACUCAUCCAGAAUGCCGCAGCCCGUCUGGUGUUCAACCUUCCCAAGUUCUCUCACGUCACCCCCCUCCUCCGCACACUCCACUGGCUUCCAGUUGAAGCUCGCAUCCGCUACAAGACCAUGGUGCUUGCCUAUGGAGCAGUGAGGGGAACGGCACCUCUGUACCUUCAGGCUCUGAUCAGUCCCUACACCCAAACGAGGACAUUGCGUUCAUCCACCUCUGGCCUGCUGGCUCCCCUUCCUCUGCGGAAGCACAGCUCCCGCUCAGCCCAGUCAAAACUGUUCGCUGCUCUGGCACCCCAAUGGUGGAACAAGCUCCCUCACGACGCCAGGACAGCGGAGUCACUCACCACCUUCCGGAGACAUUUGAAACCCCACCUCUUUAAGGAAUACCUGGGAUAGGAUAAAGUAUUCCUUCUAACCCCCCCCCCCCCCCCCCCCCCCCCCCCAAAUUGUAAAGUGGUUAUCCCACUGGCUAUAGGGUGAACGCACCAAUUUGUGAGUCGCUCUGGCUAAGAGCGUCCGCUAAAUGACGUUAAUGUGCCCUUGAGCAAGGCACUUAACCCUAAUUGCUCCUGUAAGUCGCUCUGGUUAAGAGCGUCUGCUAAAUGACUAAAAUGUAAAAUGUAAAUGUAAUGCUCGGCCAUCCAGGACCUUUAUACCAGGCGGUGUCAGAGGAAGGCCCUAAAAAUUGUCAAAGACUCCAGCCACCCUAGUCAUAGACUGUUCUCUCUGCUACCGCACGGCAAGCGGUACCGGAGCGCCAAGUCUAGGUCCAAGAGGCUUCUAAACAGCUUCUACCCCCAAGCCAUAAGACUCCUGAACAUCUAAUCAUAUGGCGACCCAGACAAUUACCAUUGCCCCCCCCCCCCCCCCCCCCUUUCACGCUGCUGCUACUCUCUGUUUAUUAUCUAUGCAUAGUCACUUUAAUAACUCUACCUACAUGUACAUAUUACCUCAAUUACCUCAACUAACUGGUGCCCCCGCACAUUGACUCAGUACCGGUACCCCCUGUAUAUAUUCUCCGCUAUUGUUAUUUUUACUGCUGCUCUUUAAUUAUUUGUUACUUUUAUUUCCUAUUAUAUUGUAUUGUAUUUUUUUGUGUGAUUUUUUUUGGUAUUCUUUCUUAAAACUGCAUUGUUCGUUAAGGGCUUGUAAGUAAGCAUUUCACUGUAUGGUCUACACUUGUUGUAUUCGGCGCAUGUCACAAAUACAAUUUGAUUUGAUUUCUGAAGUAUGAAAACAUAAUGGCCUUUUAAGUCUCCGCCAGACUCCCCCCACCCUCUCUGUCUCACUUUUCUGACACCCCAUAUCUCACUUUCUCCCUGUCUCUCUCUUUCCCUCCACCUCGCUCCUUCCCAUCCUCCCUCGCUCUCUCUCUCUCUCGCUAUCUCUCCUCGUCCAGGGUAGUCUGUCUGACAGAGAAGUGCUUGAUCUGCAAAGUGUCCUUGUUGGACUCCAGCUGGUCAAAGAUGUCUGCCACAGGCACAUUACUUUCCACCAUGGAAGAGUUCUGGUCCUGGGAGGAGACAGGAGGGCAC
Molecule: messenger RNA, 9126 nt
Organism: Coregonus sp. 'balchen'
Lineage: Eukaryota; Metazoa; Chordata; Actinopteri; Salmoniformes; Salmonidae
Source: the annotation of a GenBank genome assembly